Messenger RNA from Aspergillus costaricaensis CBS 115574, 2161 nucleotides. Its product is annotated as homeobox domain-containing protein. The transcript is spliced from 3 exons. The coding region runs from base 234 to 2048 and encodes 604 amino acids. Lineage: Eukaryota; Fungi; Ascomycota; Eurotiomycetes; Eurotiales; Aspergillaceae. Gene Ontology annotation, biological process: cell differentiation; regulation of transcription by RNA polymerase II. Gene Ontology annotation, molecular function: RNA polymerase II cis-regulatory region sequence-specific DNA binding; DNA-binding transcription factor activity, RNA polymerase II-specific. The record is from RefSeq and is a predicted model, not a curated record.
UCGGAACUCUCGACUUGUUUCCAGCCAAAGCGCUUCCAUUCGUUUGACAUUAUCCGCAUUCUCUGGCGCUUGACGCUGCUUCAGAGAUCCGGAAACUCCCCUCCCCAAUCCUCAUUGACUGUCGGCCGGAUCGUCACACCACCCAUACUCCUUUUCCUUCCACGGAAUCUCCUUUCUACGAACUUGGUCGUAUCGCAUUUCCUACCAUUCAACUUCACUCAAUCCCUGCAAACAUGUCUUCGACAGACACUCCUGACCCUUCGACUACGUCGAACUCUUCCUCCAACACCGCUUCUACCAUGACUUCGUCUUCGUCGACUACUUCGAGCCCGUCCCCGGCCAUGUCCAACUCUACCACGGCCGCCUCCGCUUCGGCACGUCGACCUCAGCGGAAGAGCACGCUGACCCAGCAGCAGAAGAACAACAAGCGCCAACGGGCGACUCAGGAUCAGCUGGUCACCCUCGAAUUGGAAUUCAACAAGAACCCGACUCCCACGGCAGCCACGCGCGAAAGAAUCGCCCAAGAAAUCAACAUGACUGAGCGGUCCGUCCAGAUCUGGUUCCAAAACAGACGCGCAAAAAUAAAGAUGCUUGCUAAGAAGAGCAUCGAAACGGGUGAAGGCUGUGAUUCUAUUCCCGAGUCGAUGCGCCAGUACCUGGCCAUGCAAUUCGACCCCACUAAGCCCGGUGCAAGGGACCCCUUUGGGCGCACGGGUGGAUACGGAACCGGUGGUGUUUAUCCCCAUGAGUCGGCUCCUUCUGGCAAAGUUGUUAUUCAUCACUUCACCUGUCGUUCCUUGACUAUCGGUAGCUGGCGACGUAUCGGACAGAACGCGAUGGAUCUGGUGGUAUUCUAUUCCCCUGAGAAGGCUUGCAUGACGUACUACAUCAACAACGAUUCUGCUGGAUACAAGAUCGAGUACCCGUUUGCCUACAUCAAGAACAUCACACUGGAGUCGGGCGACCAGACUCCUCAGGCAAACGGUGCGCCCCCGCGACCUGGCGGUCUUGUCGUUGAGCUGAACCGUCCCCCGCUGUUCUACAUGGACUCCUCCAACUCUGGCGGAUUCUACCAGUGUGGUGACUUCACCGAGGAUCAGCAGGCAAGCCAAAUCCUGGUCCACCAUCUCGGGGGACAUCCCAAGGUUCUCAGCGUGCAACUUGCCAAGCUAGUGUCCCUGGAGUCCUUCCAGAACCGCCUUGCGUACAACAACUUUGCCAUGAACCCGCCCAUGUCUCCUCCGUUUAUCCAGCGUCCUGCAUCGCAGCCGAAUCAAUUCGCUCCGGCCUUCUUGAGCGUGUUCCCCGAGAGCCAUGCUCACCUGAACAUUCCCGCGAUGCGCGGACACAAGCGCCAGAGGAGUCGCUCAGUUCCGGUAGCUGUCGACUUCUCUGCCAUGCAGGCUCCUCUUGCCCACUAUAACAUGCCCCAGACUCCGGCUCAGUUCAACCAUGCGGAUACGGGUAUCUUUGCUCCCGUUCCCCAGUCGACUCAUCCUUUGGCUGUCAACCUUCGGAUAGAUACCUCUGCCUCCUAUGGGUUCGACCCGCGGACACACCCCAUGUCUGCUACCACGACAGCUUCCCCAUCAGACUUUGCCAGCCCUGGGCUUUUCAGCACUGGAGCCGGCGGUGACUCAACUCCUGUUGCUACCAACAUGGGGACCCCCUUCAACCUUCCCUUCGUCUCGCCCGCUGUUGACUCAACCGUGGCGUCCCAAGCAUCUUAUUCUAACGUCAGUCAUGCCGAUCCUAUGAUUGCGAACCAUUCUCCUCCAUUGUCGAACAUCUCGCACGCUCCCCAAGAUAUGUACGGUCUGGGUAACGAACAUCAGCCAAACUACACGGAUGAUGGCAUGUCCAUGAACGGGAUUUAUUCCAAGCAUAACAUGAACUUCGCUGUUCCGGCUUCUAUGGGUCUUGAGACCAACACAUACGAUCUACCCAUGCAGCCCAUGUCCGGCCAUACAUCCCCCGGGGUCCAUGGCGAUUUCCAGAGCCUGAGCCUGGAGAACGUUGAUCCCAACGGCAUGGCCCCUGGCUCCUGAAGCCAGAACAUGCUAUGACCCGUAUUGACUUGGCUGUCUUCGGCCAUCGGCCUAGCCAUAUCUCUAUCUACCCUUGGGUAGCACCGCACAUUGGCGCGGAUCUUCAAAUCUCC